Messenger RNA from Phacochoerus africanus (Common warthog), 2361 nucleotides. RefSeq names its product transforming growth factor beta receptor 3 like (gene TGFBR3L). NCBI's taxonomy places the organism in Eukaryota, Metazoa, Chordata, Mammalia, Artiodactyla, Suidae. The record is from RefSeq and is a predicted model, not a curated record. Bases 957 to 1880 code for a protein of 307 amino acids. The transcript is spliced from 6 exons.
AGGGGAGAUGGGGGGAGCCGCUGGGGGACUGGUGUUUGUAGUGACUUGCCCCAUUGCCGGUGUGAGAAACCUCCCCCUACCUAACCGGACAGCCACAGGUCCGGCAGGAUAGCCCUUAAUCCCAGUAGGCCUUGGGCACCAGCUCUGAUGUCGGCCCAGCAGCCUGCCGCCCCCACUCCCCGCCUCCCAAAGAGGCCACCCAGCCAAGGACAGGCAGGGCCUGGGUGCUGCCUGACAGGCACCUCUGCUGCCAGCCCUGCAUGCCCUUGCCUCAGCCAGUCCAGCAUGCUGCGCGCCAUGCUCCUGCUGUUGGCCCUGCUCCCAGGGACAGCCACCUUGCCCAGCGAGCCACCUGGUAUGUACAGGUGAGGGGACAUGCCCUGGCACAGCCCUGUUCCUGUGUCACCCUUUUACUGUGUCACCUCUUGGAGGUCCACCCCAGCUGGGGGAGCAGGGAUGGGUGGGAGGUAGGGUCUGCCCCAUCCCCCGUUUUCCAGGUUCUCUUGGAUCCCCAGCUUCUUCAAAGUCCCCAGCAGCCACAGUGAGGCCAAGGGCUGCAGGAGGGGAGCAGUCUGUCGAAUGCUGGAGGACAUCAUCUGACAGGGACCCCAGCAGAGUGCCACUGCCCUUGGCCUGGGGAUGAGGAACCUGGUGGCAGAGGUUGGGGGGAGAGCACCUUGCUGUUCUCCCCUCCCCUUAGAAAGAAUGGGGCCUGCACCCUACCCCAGGUGGGCCCUGAAUCCUCUGGCCUCAAGCAAGGGGACCCUCCACCAACAAGCAACCCUCACUCCCUUCCCCACCAGGGGUUCCUUCUUGUUCACUGCAGGUGGGGAAAUGGAGGUCUCCCCUAGAAAGCGCAGCUUUUCCCCAGGUUCAGGGGCUGGGCUGUGAAGUCCCCAGGGUCUUCAGAGGAUACAGAAGCUUUUCGGCUGGCGGUGCGAGGCGCCAAGCCGAGCAUGGGUGAAUCCUCCACCGCGCCUGCAUCCAGUUUCCAAAGAAGGAGGUGGAGGCGAGGAGGUUGGCUCACAAGCAGGGGGGCCUUAGGGGAAGCGCGUUCUUUCCCUCUUCUGUGCCACCCUUUCCCCCCGCAAGCGCCCCCGUUUCCCGCGGCACCUGGGCCCUGGCUGCGCCGACCCCUCUUCAGUCUGGAGCUGUCGGACGCGGAGGACGCCUUCCUGCGCCGCGCCGGGCCGCUCGAGGUCCCGGCCAACAGCCGCGUGUAUGUGCAGGCCGCCCUGGCACGUCCCUCCCCGCGCUGGGGCCUGACCCUGCACCGCUGCUCAGUGACUCCGUCCUCACGCCCGGCCCCGGGCCCCGCCUUGGCGCUGCUGCGCGGGGGCUGCCCAGCCGAUUCCUCCGUCACCUUCCCGCCACCGCGGCGGUUCUCGGGUGCCGCCCGCCCCGCGCGCUUCAGUUUCCGCCUGCGCCCGGUCUUCAACGCCUCUGUGCAGUUCCUGCACUGUCAGCUGAGCCGCUGCCGCCGCCUCCGGGAAGCCCGCCGGACGCCUGCCCCUCUGACGCUGCCGCCUCCGCCGCCGUGUCUGCCUCAGGAUGAGGCGUGCGCGGGCGCCGGCAGUGGCAGCGCUGAGAGUCUGGGUGCUGACGGCUCCCACCUGCACACGCUGACGCAGCCCAUCGUGGUCACUGUGCCGCGGCUGCCCCCCCGGCCACCCAAGGGCGUCCCCGGCAGAGAGGCGCGCCCCGAGCCUCCCGCGCCAGCUCCAGGAGCCCUGGAGCCCGCGCCGGUGGUGGCCCUUGUAUUGGCCGCCUUCGUGCUGGGCGCCGCUCUGGCCGCCGGGCUCGGCUUCGUCUGCGCGCACUCAGCGCCCCCACCCCCCGGCCCGCCUCCAAGAACCUCGCCCGGCGGCCCCCAGCCCUGAAGGCCCCAGUAAGGCAGAUACUUUUAUACUCCCCAUAAUGGAGAUACGAAAAAUGAGGCACUCUCUGACUUGCCAAAGUCACACAAUUUGGUGAAGAUGAGAUUUGAACUCGGUGACCCGCGGCGGAUUGCAGGCUCAGUGUCGCAGGAAAGGACCUCAACAUCUCAGGCAGGCACUAGGCAAAGAAAUUCGGGUUUCAGACCUAGCACUCACCCUCACCCCAGCACACAGACCGAUGGGGCGGCCAAUGAUCGGCUGGAAAGGGGGUGACCCGCCUCUGUGUCCUACUCCCCGCUCAACCCGAGUCGCCCUUCCCCAGAGAUGGCGCGCCCCCAACAGGGUCCGGAGACAUACCAGCCACGGCCUCAGACCACGCCCGCCAGGACUUCGGAUUCGAAGGGACCACAAUCCCUGCGCCCCGCCUCCUCUCGUUCCUCCUCCCACUCUCCCACCUGGAUUCAAAAUAAACACGUGGCCUGAA